AUUAGUUAAACUAUAAUGACGGUACUGGUGUGGAAGGGUUUAUCUUGCUAGGGUUUGUGACUUGGGAUUCGAAGUCAAUCGGAAUCGGAAUAAUGGAAGAGAGGCACCCAACUUCAACUGCAUUGGAGUAUCUUAAUCCUUCGUACUGGGAUGAGAGAUUCUCGAAGGAGGAGAAAUACGAAUGGUUCAAAGAUUAUUCCCAUUUCCGUCACCUGAUUCAACCUCAUCUCACACCCCAUUCAUCUGUGCUGGAACUUGGAUGUGGAAACUCACAAAUGUCUGAAGACUUGUAUAAAGAUGGAACAACCAACAUAACAUGUAUUGACCUUUCAUCUAUUGCAGUUGACAAUAUGCAGAAACGGUUACUUUCCCGGGGACUCAGAGACAUAAAAGUGCUGCAAGCUGAUAUGCUAGAGCUACCUUUUGACGAUGAGUGUUUUGAUUUGGUUAUUGAGAAAGGAACUAUGGAUGUAUUGUUCGUGGACAGUGGUGACCCAUGGAAUCCUAAGCCUGAAACUAUAUCCAAGGUCAUGGCCACAUUGAAAGGUGUUCAUAGGGUUUUGAAAGCAAAUGGCACAUUUAUCUCCAUAACUUUUGGCCAGCCACAUUUCAGGCGUCCUAUAUUCAAUGCAGCAGACUUCAGCUGGUCUGUUGAGUACACUUCUUUUGGUGAAACCUUUCACUAUUUUGUCUAUGUUCUGAAGAAGGGACAGAGGUCAUCAUAUGAGGAUAUACAACUUAAGAGGUUCGAAGCACCACGCAUUAAUCUAUUUCAUGAAGAGUUAGAAAGUGAAGAUUUUGCUUUCCGAAUCAAUGUUGAUGAGUUGAACAAUUAGACUUUAUUUUAUAAAGUUUUUUUUGUCAAUUUUUAUUUCAUUUGCUUGUUGCAAUUUUGAUCCACUUACAUCAAAGGAAGAAUGUAUCUUAUUCUUAACUAUUGAGGCUUUAGGCAUACUGAUGUUGUACCAAAAUAGUAACUCUAGUUUGUUAAAAAGUAUAUGAUAUUAUGAGAGGUCUUAAUUCUU
Molecule: messenger RNA, 1025 nt
Organism: Lotus japonicus
Lineage: Eukaryota; Viridiplantae; Streptophyta; Magnoliopsida; Fabales; Fabaceae
Exons: 7
Coding region: 93-836 (247 amino acids)
Source: RefSeq, a predicted model, not a curated record